AGUAUGCUUUGUGGUGGCCACGAAGCCGAGUUCUUGAGGAAGCGAAGUUCUUGAGGAAGCCGAGAAGUUCUUGAGGUAUCAUGAAAACCUAAAUUUCUUAGUGGAAAGGCAGUGUUUUGAAUAUUCUCUAGAGACAACAAUGGAAAACUGGGACUUGUCAAGUGAUGAAAUGCAAGAUGGGAAUGCUCCAGAAUUGGACGUUAUUGAAGAACAUAAUCCAGUAACUCGUGAUGAUGAGAAUGCAAAUCCUGAAGAAGUAGUUGGAGAUACACGAUCUCCAGUACAAAAUAUUCUGGGAAAAUUUGAAGGUGACAUUAACAAGAGGCUUCACAUAAAGAGAAAACGCAUGGAAACUUAUAUCAAAGAUUCUUUCAAAGACAGCAACGUGAAAUUAGAACAACUUUGGAAAACGAACAAACAAGAGAGAAAGAAGAUUAACAACAAAUUUUGUGAGCAGUAUAUAACUACAUUUCAGAAGUUUGAUAUGGAUGUCCAGAAAUUCAAUGAAGAACAAGAAAAAUCAGUGAACAAUUAUCAAAAAGAACAACAAGCAUUAAAACUGUCCAAAUGUAGUCAGAGCCAGACCCUGGAAGCAAUUAAAGACAUGCAUGAAAACUACAUGGAGGGUCUGAUGAACUUGGAGACCAACAACUACAAUAUGCUUUUUGAUGUAGAUGGUGAACUGAGAAAAGAAAUGUCAGUGUUUAAAAAAGACCUCAUGAAGCAUACUCUGAAGUACUCUUCUAGUUUCCCAUCUUCAGACUAAGGAAGCAUGCAUAUUUUGCACUUGCUGGUACAUUUGUAACCAAAUAAAAAAUUCGCUAACUUUUUUGUCUCCUAUGAAACAGAGUUUGAAAGGCUCUUUAAUCCUUGUUAUUCUGAUGAUUCUAAGAAGGAAGUUAACCCCCAGUGAAGUUAUUACAAAGUUAACUAGGAGGUAUACCUUUAGAGUCAAAAUAGAACUCCUUUAUUUUUAAACAUCUUUAAUCAUUUUCUUAUUUAAGUGUAAGAGCCUGUUUAUAUUAACUUCCAAAUAAAAUGUUAAUAAAUAUGUGAGUGGCAAAUAGUCCUUUGUACUGAACUUCCACACACUAAUGUAGUGAAUUAUUUAAAAUUUAUUCUUUAAUCUUUUUUUAAAGUCCAGACUUUAUCCCCUCUUUGUCCACCCUCUGACUGUUCCACAUCCCAUACCUCCUCUCCCCACGCCCAUCUCCAAGAGGAUGUCCUCACCAUCCUACCCCCAUCCCACCAGACCUCCCUAUUCCCUGGGGCCUCAAGUCUUCUGAGGGUUAGAUGCACCUUCUCUGACUGAGUCCAGACCCGGCAGACCUCUGCUGUAUGUGUGUUGGGGGCUUCAUAUCAUCUUGCAUAUGCUGCCUGGUUGGUGGCUCAGUGUCUGAGAGAUCCUGGGAGGUCCAGGUUAGUUGAGACUGCUGGUCUUUCUACAGGGUAGCCCUCUUCCUCAGCUUCUUCCAGCUUUGCCCUAAUUCAACCACAGGGGUUCCCAGCUUCUGUCCAUUGGUUGCAUGUAAAUUUCUGCAUCUGACUCUUUCACCUGCUGGUUUGGUCUUUCAGAGGGCAGUCAUGAUAGGCUCAUUUUUGUGAGCACAGCAUAGCAUCAGUAAUAGUGUCAGGCCUUGAUGCCUCUCCUUGAGCUGGAUCCAAAUUUGGGCCUGUCACUGGAUCUCCUUUUCCUCAGGCUUCUCUCCAUUUUUGUCCUUGCAGUUCUUUCAGACAGAAACAAUUUUGGUUCAGAGCUUUUUACUGUGCGAAUGGCAACCCCAUCUUUCUACUUAAUGUCCUGUCCCUCCACUGGAGGAGGACUCUACAAGUUCCCUCUCCCCACUGCAGAGCAUUUCAUCUAAGGUCCCUUUCUUUGAGUCCUGAGAUUCUCUCACCUCCCAGGUCUCUUGUACAUUCUAGAGGGUUUUCUCUACUCCUACCUCACAAAGUUGCCUGUUUCCAUUCUUUUUGCUGGUCCUCAGCACUUCAAUCCUGUUCCCCACCCCCACAAUACCUGAUCAUGUUCCUUUAUUCCUGGCCUUGUCCCCUUUUCCACCCAGGUCCCUCCUUCCCACUCCCUGUAGUGCUUUUUUUUUAACUUUCUUAACAUUUCUAAUUAUUUUUGUUCAUAAAGGUAAUUGAAAUUUAUUUUUGAUUCAUUAUCUUAUUAGUUCCCAAAGGUACGAGAUACAAAUAUAGCAGGUACAUUGGUUUGAUUUUAUUUCAUUUCAUUUGACUUUUGAGAUAGGCUCUUAGUAUGUUGUGUAUUGUCCAGAAAUGUCUAGAAUGUCCAGGUUCAAGGUGAUCUCAGCAUUUUCAUGUAGGUGACAACAUACCAGGCUUACAUUGUUCUUAAGAAAAUAGUCCCUCAAAAAUCUCCUAUAAACACUAUAAAAUUAACACCGUCAGCUUUGAGAGAUGAAAAUAUUUCCUGUUCACUUACAAAAUUCAUUGAAAGAAAGUAUAUUUUUCUUGAAACAAACUAAACUGCAAACUGUGAGGCAGGAUAAAAGGAUUGAUUGGUCCCAUCUCACUGUUCCAGGCCCAGCCCCUUCUCUCUGUUCCCAUUGUUCUUGUUUCUGAGCUCUCUGUCUCUGUCUUUGUUUCCAGCUUCCCCUCUAUCUGUUCUCUUCCCCACUUUUUCUGACCUAAUGGCUUCGCUUCAGUCUGUCUGCCUCUAUCCCUUCCCCACUUCCUCACUCCUCUCCCCUCCCCCAAUAAAUUCAUUUUAUACCAGGUCUGUUGCAUGGUAUAAUUUUUCAGGGGCACACCUUGGAUGAGCCCACCAAAGGUACUCCCUUGCCAUGUUAUAUUUCAUAACACUAACACAUUAAAUGCAACUGACAAAACCUAUAAAUAUUAGUUUGAGACAUGGAUUUUUGUAUUCCCAUGAAGGCAUCAAAACAUCAUUUCAUUGAGCUUGGCCUUCAGAUAAAUGACACCUAACCUUACCUAAUGAUUAAGAAUGCUUUACAUGUGUCUUCAAACAUAAAUGAUCAAGAAUGCCUCCUAAUUUGAUGCUCAGCAAACAUACAGAAGUUUGAUUUUUAGAUUCAUUCUUUUUUUUUAGUGUUAGUAUUUCAUUUAUUCAGGCAGAUUCAACAUACAUAUUAUCCAACCUACUAUUCUGUGUAUUGAAAAUAUAUCAAAAUUAAAACUCACAAAUACUCACACACUGUGUCAGUGGCCUGUUCAAUGUAUUUAGAGUCAUUCUUAAGCUGUUAGUCUUCAUUCCUCAUUAUUUCAAAUAUUCAUUUAUAGAUAGAAAGAAUUGAAAUAUUUGUUUUACCAAAUACUCAUUAUUUAAACAUUUCUUUUAAAUUAAUCAUACUGUUUUUCUAAACUUACUUAAAUGAAUUAAUCAUCCCAGAUAAGCUGUUGAGUGACUUCCUGUAUUUCUGUCCAUCUUAUUUUGAGAUAGUUGUUCUCAUUGAACCUGGAGCUGGCCCUUUCAGCUACACUGGUACUUCAGCAAGCCCUGGCAUCUAUCUCUUUCCAAUCCUCCAGGGCUGGGUUACAGACAAGUGCUGACACACUUAGUAUUUACUGUGAGUACAAACACUUUACCCAGUUAGCCAACUUCCUAGCUCCUAUCCAACUAUUUUUUAAUUAACAUUAAACAUUGUUUAGAUCAAAAUAAUACCCUACUUUGUGCGCUGAGUUACAGACAUUUUUUUUCCUUGCAACAAUGUAUAUCUGUCAUUGCCUUUGGCACACAUAAAUCCACAACCUUGCUCCAGUGGCUAGAGCAUUGUUCAUUUAAUCCAGUGAUAACAAAAGUAGAUGCAGCAGGAGCAGCAGCUGCCCCAGGUCCUCUCAGGAGCUCUUGCAUUUAUAUCCUCUCAAGAGUCCCUAGAAUUUCAAACAUAAACUAUCUGCAGCUGGGGACAAUAUGAAGCAGCCCUUUAUCCCACACGUGAGAUUAAAACAAAACAAAACAAAAAAACGUACUCAUAUAACAUUACUGGGUUUUUAAACAAAGCAAAAUUCUCACACAUUCCUUCCUAUAAAGAGGAUGGAGGAUCCUACAACUCAGAACUAAAUAAAACUUAAGGAAGCUCGGAAAGCUGUAAGGUUUGCUGGGGCCUCCCAGAGGCUGGGAAAGAGGAAAACAAUUGCUGGGGUGAAUAGAUUAUCUCUUUGGUAUAGCUGCCUGCUGGUUGAGAACGGAGCUCCUGGGGCCAAACCCCAGCACUCAUGCUGGGGUUGAUUCUCUGUGAUGCAGCUGCAUUUAGAGCCAGCCAUGUUCCUGUAAAGAAAUGCCCCACCACCACCACCACCAAAAGAGAAAAAAAAAAAAAAAAAAACACAACUCACUGUUUCACAAGGUAAUAUACUUAGGUAGAACUAUAUCUGUCACAGUUGCCCUAUCAGGAGUAAAUAGGCAGCUAACUGGACCUGUUCUGAAAGUGUCUAUUAGCAUUUCUUUACCUUCUAUGGACAGGAUACAUAGCCACUACUUGCUAGGUUUGACCUGGCCCUGCUUUGUGGGACCAGCCUGCUUAUUCUGUUAUCUACUGUAUUUGUCUGACUCAGUUGGGCCAACGAGUUACUUGGACCCUGCUUUAUUUACCACAUCCACUUUUCAAGUGUAACAAAAUCACCUACUCCAUCUAACAACAUGGAAGACACUAUGUUUUGAUACACAUUGCUUCCCAACAGUGGAAUGACAAGAAGAUCAGAGCCGUCCCCUAAGACAGGGACAAAUGAUCCAAACAAUUCUAUUCUCUACCCUAGGACAACCAGUGUCAAUACUUUUGUAUGUCUGUGCAACCAUAGAUUAUGGCUCAUCAACUUCAUUGAGCCAUUGGCAGAACUCAGAAUGGGGAUACAGGCUAAAUGAUAACUACAUGUGUGAACAUCCUUCAACUCUGGCAGGUGCACCCCUAAAGCCCUUUUUUAUGAGCCACCUGGCAGGAGAAGUGAAAAAUGUUGCUCCUUCAAAAGGAGCCUGCUGCAUCAGACUGUCAACUAGGGACCUGGUAACGUUCUAAUUUCAGUAUCCCUAACUUAAGAAACCCCUGAUGGAAAACCAGCUGGCAGAUUGGAAUGGGCAUGAACACAGGGACUGUGUUAUAUUUCAAGAGAGUUUCUAUCAUGCAUUAAGACACAUCCAGGCCUUCCAUUCUUUUUAUGAGGAAAUAAAAAUUAGCCCACUUCUCAUCACUGCCAUAGCAAGAAAUCUGUAUUUGGUCCUGGUAGACACUAGAGCCCAGAAGCUAAGGGUCUAUUUUGGCCAUGUAUGUAAAGAAACUAAUAUGGAAGAUCAAUGGCCUUGAGAGACAAAAAAUAACUAGAUUCCUGCAAUCCUUUGUAUGAGAUAAGAUGCCCCAGUCCUGCUACAAAGGUUUGACUCCCUAAAACUUCAGUUAUUGGGGAUAGGUGUGGUGGCACACGCCUUUAAACCUAGCACCCCAGAGUCAGAGGCCUCUGUGAUUUUGAGGCUAGCCUGCUCUACACAGUGUGUUCCAGGUUACUCUGAGCUACAUAAUGAGACCCUGUCCAAAACCAAAAUCAAAACCGAAAUAAAACUUCAGUUGUUGGGGAAAACUGACCUACCUAGUGGAAGUGUGAUUUAAACUUCUGCUGGAAGCCCCACAUGCCUGGGCCAAUGAUUCUAUAAUGCAGUCACUUAGGAGAUCCAAUGGUGUGGAUCCCCAAACCACUUUGAACAAAACAUCUUUCCCUUGUCUAGUUUCUCUCAUUCCUGACAGGCUUGAAACAAUGUCAAUGCAGAUAUCAGGUACCAUGCCCUCUGUGGACUAUACUGGAUAUGUGGGGGACACAGCCUAGAUUGUACUUCCUCUCAACUCAUCAGGACUGUGUGUGUUGGGGUCUAGCUGUACAGUUUUCUUCCUGUUCCAACUUACCAGAGGGGACCAUUUAGAAAUCUUAAGUACUGGGAGUCUCAAAGUAAAUGGUGUGCCCUACAAAUUGGCAACUAGAAAUAAAAUUAAUGGCCAUCUGAGUAUAAAAUCCAUUAUCUUGGUCCAGCUACCUGGACAGAGGAUGGGUCCUGAGGCUACCAUACUCCCAGGUAUAUGUGAAACCAUGUUAUCAGGGUAAGGCAGAGUUGAAAUGAUUAUUAUUAUAAUAUUGUGACAUAUAAAAUUAUUAUUAACUGUACAAUACAAGUACAGUUGAAAUUAUUACUAAUAUAACUCCAAAAGCCCUUAAUGUACUGUUGUAUAAUACUGUCCUCAGAGAAUCAAAACCUUCCACCCUGCAGGAAUCUCCUUAAGCAGGGAGAUAAACAACUCAAAAGAGCUUCAGGAAGCUCUUUAAGCAGGAAGGUAAACGCCUCCAAAGAGCUUCAAGGAGUCCCCCAAACUGAAAACAUUCACUAGGCUCCUCCCUGCCAGAGGAAGGACUAAAAGCUGUAAUUCCCUCUCAGAUGCAGAAAGCUGAGCUACAAUUGAGGAGUCGUGGUGAAGAUGAGACUAGUUGUCCGAAAGAAGCAGAAACCAGUUGAGCUGGAGCUGCCAUGCCUGGAAGAGGUUUAGACCCACUGAGACACGUGGAAAGGACUCUCUCCAACCUGUUGAGCUGCCUGCAGGCUGUGCAGUGUGCUCCAGGUCCCCGGCUUUGUGAGCUCUCACCCAUCCUGGGGUGGGCUUUGGUGAUGCAGCUGCCUCCGAGUUAUUUCUGCUCCUGUAAGUAACCCCUCACACAUAUUCCUGUAAGGAAUCCCAGUAAUACUCAUGGGUCCACCAAGUUGGACUUCAUUGACAUCUAUAAUAUAGACAGUCCUAAUUCUACCACAGUUAAUGCAAUAGCCAAAAUUUGGCCUUUAUUAUUACAGAUUGUUUAUAUUUGCUUGUUUAUUGUGUAUAAGAACAACUCAGUGGAAUUCUCCCUUUCUCCCAUGUGGAUUCAGGCCUUGAAAUUCAGGUGGCAGGCAGGGAAACAAGACAUUUGACUGGCUCAGCCUUCUUGCCAGCUCUGAUUUUGCCAUCUUUAAUGCAUACAGCAUUCAAUGGCCUAAAGUUCAAAUUAUUUGGAUUUAUUUAUUCAAAUUCAUUUGUUUAUUUAAUGUGUUUGUGUGUGCAUAAUCUCAUGCCACAGUACACAUGUGUGGAUGUCAGAGAACAACUUGCAGAAAUUGAUUUUCUCCUACUUUUUGCAUACUAGGGAUCAAACUAAGGUCUUUAGGCUUGGCACUAAGCACCUCUACAAGGUGAGCCAUCUUGAUAUCCCGAAUUCUACCACCCUGGAUGGGUGCAGAAGAAAAUGGCUUUAAUUAUUUUAUUUUAUUUUAUUUUAUUUUAUUUAUUGGGGGGGGGCACAUUUCACUCACUGCUGCACAGACCUGGCAGCCAUAAAGAGAACUUUACAAGAAUUGGUUCUCUCCUUCUACAUCAUGGAUUCAGGAACUCCAGCUCAGUCCAUCAGGUUUGGUGGCAAGUACCUUUCUCUGGCCCCUCAGCCAUUUCACUACCAUGUUGAAAAAUAUAACACCAAAUGGUUUAAUUAUUUUAUUUUCUGUGUGUUUGUAUGUGAAUACAAGAGCACAAUGACAACAGUGUAGAGGUCAAAGGACAAUUUGCAGAAAUCAGUGAUCAAUUUCUGGAGUUCUGUACUCAAAGUCAGAUUUAGUGGCAAACCCCUUUACCCACUGAAGCAUCCUGCUGUAAUUCUACCUUGAAUGCAUACAAUAAAGUUGUCUGUUUUUAAAUUA
Messenger RNA from Mus musculus (house mouse), 7681 nucleotides. RefSeq names its product X-linked lymphocyte-regulated (gene Xlr). The coding region runs from base 140 to 766 and encodes 208 amino acids. Lineage: Eukaryota; Metazoa; Chordata; Mammalia; Rodentia; Muridae. The record is from RefSeq and is marked validated. The transcript has 8 exons.